UCAGCUCUCAUCAAAUAGAAGUUAAAUAAAAUAAAUACCAAGCCAAAAAUGAAUACUGGCACCACCUGCUUCGCGGUCCACACUUUGCCGGAGAGACAGCGAUGCAACUUUGUGUUGACCGCUCAUGAUUGUGUUGCCAAUAUGAACCUCAUCAACUAUUUGGGCUGGCAUUACUGCAUGGAGGAAAUCCGAAGCCACUUCAACUCCUUCUGGAGUGUGCUGGGAAUGCUCUUGAUAACCAUUUAUGUCUUUUGGAUGAUGCAGAUGGCCGUACAUCACUAUUUCUGUCCCACUUUAAAGGUAAUAGCAGAUGCAUUCCGGUUAAAUGAGAGCACGGCUGGGGUUACGAUUCUGGCCAUUGCAAACGGAUCUCCGGAUUUGUUCACCGCCAUUGCAUCGAGGCUUGACUCCUCAAGGUUUUCCUUCCUCGCUUGCAUGGCGCAAACUAUGUUUUUGCACACUUUCGUGGCCGGAAUGGUGAUACUCACCAGGCCCUUUAGCAUGGAGCCCAAUUACUACCUCCGGGACUUUGGCUUUCUCUUCUUGAACACGGCCUACAUGGACUUCAUCCACAAGCGUCCUGAUGGAAUCACCUGGCUGAAGGCCUUGCCCAGUGGCUUUAUCUUCUUGGGUUACGUUGCAGUGGCCCUCAUCGAUCAACAUUUGCUGAAGGCUCGCAUUCGACAAUUGGAAAAGAAACAAGAUCCUUCCGUUGGUGACGUGCAAUUGGGGGAGCUAAAGCCGCAGGACACAUUACCUUUAAAUCGUUACGUAAUCGACAGGACAGCCGAUCGUCAAGGUGGACGACAUCAUCGGGUUUUUCAGCAGUUCUGGGGAACCGUUGGUGAGUUCGACAAGGAGCGCUUCCGACAGGGGACAAUACUAUUGAAGGUCUACCUGAUUGUGAAGCAACCCAUCGAUAUGAUAUUGAGGAUACUCAUCCCAGUGGUGGACAUGGAAAAACCCCUUUAUGGUUGGUCAAAGCUGCUCUUCAGCCUCCAAGUGGUUCUGGUCCCCACCUACACUGCCUACAUAAUCGUCCGGGGACAUACCAUUCUGGGCACUGCCGCCUAUAUCGUGACUCUCAUGAUCAUGGUGCCUGUGGCACUCAUUAUAUGUUUUCUCACGCGCACCGACACCCCGCCCAGAUUCUUUAGGUACACAUCUGUUAUCGGAUUUCUGGCCACCGUCUUCCUGAUCUACUGUCUUACUUCCGAGGUAAAUGCCAUGUUUUUCACCUUGGCCACCGUCUUAAAAGUGAGUCAGGAAUUUGCUUUGGCGACGGUCAUUUGCUGGGCAAUGUACAGUAACGAUUUGGUGGCCAAUAUCGCUUUGGCCUACCAGGGAUGGCCUCGCAUGGCAUUCACGGCCACCUUCUCAUCACCCGUAUUUGGAACCUUUGUGGUUCUAGCUUUGCCACUGAUUGUAGAGGCGUUUUUAAAGGCUCCCGCUAAAAUUAAUCCUUCGGAGGGACAUUUUGGAGAGACGGCUUGCAUUUUCGUGGAGGUUGGAUUGUUGUUCUCAAUGCUUGCAGCACUCACAAACAACUUCAAGAUGCGAAGAGCUUGUGGUUUUCUUCUGGUUUCUUACUAUUUAUUCUUUUUUGGAGUUCUAGUUCUUCUCGAGAAGGGUGUGAUCCAUGGCUAUGGAGUGGAUGGAUAGACAACAUGUACCUAUACAACCAAGUCUAUCCCCAUCAAAUAUGCAAAUUCUGUAGAUGAUUUAUGCCUCAUUAAAUGACCAAUUUCAUUCUUA
This is a messenger RNA of Drosophila ficusphila, 1755 nucleotides long. RefSeq names its product mitochondrial sodium/calcium exchanger protein. The coding region runs from base 49 to 1662 and encodes 537 amino acids. The transcript is spliced from 7 exons. Gene Ontology annotation, biological process: monoatomic cation transport; transmembrane transport; intracellular calcium ion homeostasis. The record is from RefSeq and is a predicted model, not a curated record. Gene Ontology annotation, cellular component: membrane. NCBI's taxonomy places the organism in Eukaryota, Metazoa, Arthropoda, Insecta, Diptera, Drosophilidae. Gene Ontology annotation, molecular function: calcium:sodium antiporter activity.